UUAACUCCCGGGACACAUAUGUACGGAACGCAGUCAAAAUGUAUCGUAGAAAUUGACAAAUGGCCGGCUGAUAUUACAAUACGAAACGCAAAUCAAUCAGCGCAGUCAGUAAUCUAAUCAGUGUUGAAAAUGGCGUUGUUAUCGCCGUUCGUGUCGGUCGCGAUAUCAAUACUUUACACGCCGUUUUUACUUUUAAUAUUGUGUGUGAUAUUCUUGGCUUCAAUAGGUAAAUCAUUAGGUGUUCGGAGGCUCUAUGUCAACAUACUCCUGAAGCUGUUUGAGUAUGGGCGUCAACACAUCGAGGUCGCGAAGAAGGUCAGCAGGAAUGACAGCUCAGAUGACGAGGACGCGAUUCCCGCACCAGACGACAAACCACCGUCGGCUGUCGUCAAAGAAAAUGGCGUUAACGGUACGAAGAAUACUGUGAUAGAAAGAGCAGAAAUAUUAGGACCUUCGCCAGAGUUGAACUACAAGAGAAGCUCCAGCCAGGAGAGGAUGCAGAAUGGGCACAGAACGGAAACCGGGAGUAAGGAGACGAAUUUGGAUUUCCACCUGUCCCACUGCCUCGACUUGGUGAAAGCCGGAAUGGAGUCUAUAAUCGAAGACCAGGUCACCUCGGUCUUCGAAGCGGAGGAGCUGAGGAGUUGGAACUUGUUGACGAGAACCAACCGACAGUACGAGUUCCUGACUUGGAGACUCACGAUCAUCUGGAUGAUGGGUUUCGUCGUUAGAUACAUGUUUCUGCUCCCAUUGAGGAUACUGAUCUUCGUUUGCGGGGUAUUCACAAUGAUAGUCACAACGACGCUGGUCAGCACGCUACCGUCUGGUAGGGUGAGGCGUUACCUCGGCGCUGUCUCCUACAAAAUCUCCAUCCGCGUACUGAUACGAAGUCUGUCGUGCGUGAUAACGUUCCACGACCAGCAGCACAUGCCGAAAUCGAACGGCUUCUGUGUCGCCAAUCACACGAGCCCGAUCGAUGUGGCCGUCGUCAGCGUGAACACGUGCUUCUCAUUGGUCUGGUGGUUGGUACUAUGCACCGCUCUCGUUGGCUGCGUACCGGAAGGAAGCCUCAAGAAACGUCUCAAUAGGACGGUGGCAUUAAUGUGCUUCAGCUUCCUGGCCAGGAGUAUAUCGGCGGUGAUAACUUACCACGACGCGAGGCACAGGCCGGCCGAGGGCGGAAUCUGCGUAGCGAAUCACACUAGCCCCAUAGACGCUCUGGUAUUGAUGUGUGAUAACUGCUAUUCACUGAUUGGACAGAGGCACGGAGGAUUCCUCGGUCUCCUACAGAGGGCUCUCGCGCGGGCGUCCCCUCACAUUUGGUUCGAGAGGUCGGAGGUUAAAGACAGGCACGCCGUCGCGAGGAGACUAAAAGAACACAUAUCGGUCGCUGACAAUCCUCCGAUACUGAUAUUUCCCGAAGGCACCUGCAUAAAUAACACGUCGGUGAUGCAGUUCAAGAAGGGGAGCUUCGAAGUCGGCGGCACUGUCUACCCAGUGGCAAUCAAGUACGACCCUCGUUUCGGGGACGCAUUCUGGAACAGCUCUCGUUACGGGAUGCUCCACUACCUGCUGAACAUGAUGAGCUCGUGGGCGAUAGUCUGCGACGUGUGGUACCUGCCGGCGAUGUCCCGGCGCCCGGACGAGACCGCAGUCGACUUCGCGAACCGGGUCAAGUCGGUCAUAGCCAGACAGGGCGGCCUCAUCGACCUGCAAUGGGACGGACAGUUAAAGAGAACGAAAGCGAAGAAGGAGUGGAGGGAGCUCCAGCAAGAGGAGUUCAGUAAGAGGUUAAAAGUGGAAUAGGGGAUGUGGGGGGGGACGGUUGCGGUGUUGGGUCCCCCCGGGGAUCGACAUAGGGGAUCCUUCGAAUGAACUAUUCUCGUGCGGGUUGCGAAUGAAGGUGUUUUGAUGUGCUGAUCGUUUGGGGUGGGGCUCGUGUGCGCGGAGCCGGGGGUUCGAGUUUGGUUAUAGCGCGUAUCCGAAUUCUUUAAUGGCGACAUAAUUCGCACAUACGGUGCUAUGAUACUAUAUAUCGACGCUUGAAAGGCAAACGUGACUAAGCGAAAAUGCGUGAACUUUACAGUAGACUAAUUUAAAGUUGAAA
Bombyx mandarina (wild silkworm) is the source of this 2107-nucleotide messenger RNA. It is a transcript of the gene Gpat4, whose product is annotated as Glycerol-3-phosphate acyltransferase 4. The record is from RefSeq and is a predicted model, not a curated record. Gene Ontology annotation, cellular component: endoplasmic reticulum. NCBI's taxonomy places the organism in Eukaryota, Metazoa, Arthropoda, Insecta, Lepidoptera, Bombycidae. Gene Ontology annotation, molecular function: glycerol-3-phosphate O-acyltransferase activity. Gene Ontology annotation, biological process: triglyceride biosynthetic process.